GGGAAGUGAGUGACGCAGGUUCCGCCCAGGUGCGAGGCUGUUGCUUAGGAAGUGACGGUUGCUAAGGGCGCAGGGGGAGCGUUGAAGGUUCGGACCGCCGGAAGUGGUUGGAAAAAAGACUUCCGGCUGUCACUAGUCCACUGUUUUGGCGAAAGAUGUCUGCUGAGUUGGAGGGUUACGAGCAGGAUUAUGCGGUGCUCACCGCCGAGAUCACUGGCAGGAUAGGGAAGGUCCCCCGGCUGGUGGGAGAUGAAAAGAAGCUAAUGAUAUUAAAUGUAGAGAAGCAGCUGGAUGAGGCCCGGGAACUGUUGGAGCAGAUGGACCUGGAGGUGCGCGAGAUCCCAGUGCAGAGUCGCUCCAUGUACAGUAACCGCAUGCGCAGCUACAAGCAGGAGAUGAGCAAACUGGACACCGAUUUUAAAAGGUCACGGAUCGCCUACAGUGACGAAGUGCGCAAUGAGCUCCUGGGGGACGAUGGGAAUUCCUCGGAGAGCCAGUUGAUAAAAUUACGUGAAGAGAGGGCACAUCUGUUGGAUAACACCGAGAGGCUGGAAAGGUCAUCGAGGAGGCUACAAGCCGGCUACCAAGUGGCGGUGGAGACGGAACAAAUUGGCCAGGGCAUCCUGGAAAACCUGAGUCAGGACAGAGAGAAGAUCCAAAGAGCAAGAGAAAGGCUGAGAGAGACGGAUACGAAUCUUGGGAAGAGUUCCAGGGUACUAACAGGAAUGUUACGAAGGUAAGACUCAGGAUCAUCCAGAAUCGAGUGUUGGUUGUGAUCCUGGGAAUCUUCAUCGUCUUCACUAUUAUUAUGGCAAUUUAUUUCUCCAUUCGGAGACACUGAUGUAGCCACGCCCCUCUCCCCCUGAUUGGUUCCCUCAGUGCUGUCUUGUCCAAUGAAGACGAAUUAUUGUAUUGUCCAAUCACACGGACUGAGCUCCCACCCGACGGCACCGCAACAGAACCCCCUGUCCCCCUCUCCUGUGUUAUUUUAGGACUUAACCUGUAAUUAACCUGUUUCUCGUUAUUUAAUUAAACUCAGUGUUUUUAGACUCACUGCCCCUUUUUAUAUGGUAAUGCCCCCCUGUACCCACAAUGCCCUUCCAUGGAAACCAUCAUAUGGGUCAGAGACAACUGGACCCUAGUGACCCGACUACAUACGUGAUACUACAUACGUGAUACAUGACUUCAUAUGAUAAAGGACACGGGUUUCAUGGACCAUUGAGGCUCAAGGAGGACAAGGUGAGAAGUUAUUGGGCCUCACUAUGAUAGAGCCUGUGCCAUCAUCAAUAAACCCACGUCUGACACUACAAUGUAUGUUUCCCCCCAUGGAGUUUGUCAUUGGAACGGUCCAACAAUCCAGUGUUAAUUGUGUUUGUGCUGAUUGACAGCUGUCACUUCCAUGGCAACGUCGUUGUGUUUAGGGAAAAACCACUGGAUCCUGCUCACGUUAUUGAUGAUAUGGGAAUAAACACAUUUGUUUUGCCUGAAA
This is a messenger RNA of Xenopus laevis (African clawed frog), 1489 nucleotides long. It is a transcript of the gene vti1a.S, whose product is annotated as vesicle transport through interaction with t-SNAREs homolog 1A. NCBI's taxonomy places the organism in Eukaryota, Metazoa, Chordata, Amphibia, Anura, Pipidae. Gene Ontology annotation, cellular component: bounding membrane of organelle; cytosol; cytoplasm. Bases 156 to 740 code for a protein of 194 amino acids. Gene Ontology annotation, molecular function: SNAP receptor activity; SNARE binding. The record is from RefSeq and is a predicted model, not a curated record. The transcript is spliced from 9 exons. Gene Ontology annotation, biological process: Golgi to vacuole transport; intracellular protein transport; vesicle fusion with Golgi apparatus.